Molecule: messenger RNA, 1554 nt
Organism: Onychostruthus taczanowskii (white-rumped snowfinch)
Lineage: Eukaryota; Metazoa; Chordata; Aves; Passeriformes; Passeridae
Gene: SLC25A14
Product: solute carrier family 25 member 14
Exons: 9
Coding region: 301-1173 (290 amino acids)
Biological process (GO): mitochondrial transport
Cellular component (GO): mitochondrial membrane
Source: RefSeq, a predicted model, not a curated record
CUUUAGCUGGGUUUGGUUGCUAUAACGAGUAAUCCCUCCAGUCGGGUCCGUGCCGGUUCUAGGCGCAAGGGGGAAUUUCCUCCCCGGAGCAGCCGGGAUCGCUCCGCGACAGCCGAGGGGCGUGCGGCGGGGUUGGGGUGCGGGCAGCCCCUGCGGCUUCCGCCGUCCCGGCGCGGUGCCGCCGGGGCCGGCAGGGGGCACGCGCGGCGCGGCGGUGAAGAGCCCGGUUCCGGCCGCGGUUCCGGUUCCGGUCCCGGCCCGGUGGCGGCGGCGCGCGCGGCGGUGUCCGCCCGCCAUGCGAUGUCCGCGCUCAACUGGAAACCCUUCGUGUAUGGCGGGCUCGCCUCCAUCGUGGCCGAGUUCGGCACGUUCCCCGUGGACCUCACCAAGACGCGGCUGCAGGUGCAGGGGCAGAGCGCCGACGCGCGGUUCCGCGAGGUGCGGUACCGGGGCAUGUUCCACGCGCUCUUCCGCAUCUGCCGCGAGGAGGGCGGACGGGCGCUGUACUCGGGGAUCGCCCCGGCGCUGCUGAGACAGGCGUCCUAUGGCACUAUCAAGAUCGGGAUCUACCAGAGCCUGAAGCGGCUCUUUGUGGAUCGCAUGGAAGAUGAAACGUUGCUCAUCAAUGUGAUCUGUGGGGUGGUCUCGGGGGUCAUCUCCUCUGCGCUGGCCAAUCCCACAGAUGUGCUGAAGAUCCGAAUGCAGGCUCAGGGCAGCUUGUUCCAGGGUGGGAUGAUUGGCAGCUUCAUUGACAUCUACCAGCAGGAAGGUACCCGAGGCCUCUGGAGGGGUGUUGUCCCCACGGCCCAGCGAGCGGCCAUCGUGGUGGGGGUGGAGCUGCCAGUCUAUGACAUCACCAAGAAGCAUCUGAUCCUGUCAGGCCUCAUGGGGGACACCAUCUUUGCCCACUUUGUUUCCAGCUUCACGUGCGGGCUGGCGGGAGCCAUCGCCUCCAACCCUGUGGACGUGGUGCGGACGCGGAUGAUGAACCAGCGCGCGAUCGUGGGCAGCACCGAGCUCUACAAGGGCACGCUGGAUGGCCUCGUCAAGACAUGGAAGAGUGAGGGCUUCUUUGCACUCUACAAAGGCUUCUGGCCCAACUGGCUUCGUCUGGGUCCCUGGAACAUCAUUUUUUUUAUCACGUAUGAGCAGUUGAAGCGCCUCCCCUUCUGAGAGCUGCCUUCAUCUCACCAGAGUCAUCCUCGGGGCUGGCAGCAGAGCUGUGCUGCCACCUCCCUCUUCAUCCCACUGUCCCCAUGUCGUGGUGUUUGGUCCCUGUGGGCUGGGCUCUCCCCACAUGCACGGUUCCUGGAGCACGAGCUGCCUGGCACGGGGGGGGCCGCAUGUUUCCCACCCGGAGGUGUCCGUGUGCCUGAGCCUGCAGGAAUAUCUUCUAUGAAGAUCUGUGUGUUCCAGUGGCCUUUGGGGCACUGUGGCUCGUGGCUUGCAGGUGUGGGUCUCCUCCCGUGCCCGUGGGGCGGGGCCUGUGAAGGUGCCAUUGUCAUCAUGUUUCUUGCAGAACUUGUCACUUCAUUAAAUUAUUUAUUGACUGGA